GGGCUGCGGGGCGGCCAGCCGAGCGGCGCCCGCGGGCCGGUGAGCCGCGCGUAGCCGGCGUCCGUCUGUGCUGGGGGCGCCUCCCGCGGGGAGUCUCGCAGCGGCCGAGCUCCCGCGUGGUCCGCAGCGACUGGGGCCCCGGGACGUGCGGGGCCGCGGGGCCGAGCCGAGGCGCCCCCCAGCGGCCGGCGCGGGCCCCAUGGCUGGGCCGGGCGGAGCGGAACCGGCGAGGUGAGGCCCCCGGGCCGGAGGCCGGAGCGCGUGGCGGGGGCGCCGGCUCCAUGGGCAGCAGCGCACAGCGGCACGAUGAUGGACGUUAACAGCAGCGGCCGCCCGGACCUCUACGGGCACCUCCGCUCUUUGCUCCUGCCGGAGGUGGGGCGCGGGCUGCCGGACCUGAGCCCCGACGGCGCCGGCCCGGUCUCGGGCUCCUGGGCGCCGCACCUGCUGCGCGGGGUCCCAGAGGUGACGGCCAGCCCGGUGCCCACCUGGGACGUGCCGCCGGACAAUGCCUCCGGAUGCGGGGAGCAGAUCAACUAUGGCAGAGCCGAGAAAGUUGUGAUCGGCUCCAUCCUGACGCUCAUCACGCUGCUGACGAUCGCAGGCAACUGCCUAGUGGUGAUCUCGGUGUGCUUCGUCAAGAAGCUCCGCCAGCCCUCCAACUACCUGAUCGUGUCCCUGGCGCUGGCCGACCUCUCGGUGGCCGUGGCGGUCAUGCCCUUCGUCAGCGUCACCGACCUCAUCGGGGGCAAGUGGAUCUUUGGCCACUUCUUCUGCAACGUCUUCAUCGCCAUGGACGUCAUGUGCUGCACGGCCUCGAUCAUGACCCUAUGCGUGAUCAGCAUCGACAGGUACCUCGGGAUCACGCGGCCGCUCACGUACCCCGUGAGGCAGAACGGCAAGUGCAUGGCGAAAAUGAUUCUGUCUGUCUGGCUGCUUUCGGCCUCCAUCACCUUACCCCCACUCUUCGGAUGGGCUCAGAAUGUGAACGACGACAAGGUGUGCCUGAUCAGCCAGGACUUUGGCUACACCAUCUACUCCACGGCGGUGGCGUUUUACAUCCCCAUGUCCGUCAUGCUGUUCAUGUACUACCAGAUCUACAAGGCCGCGCGGAAGAGCGCCGCCAAGCACAAGUUCCCUGGCUUCCCUCGGCCCGAGGAGCCGGACAGCAGCAUCUCCCUGAACGGCAUGGUGAAGCUCCAGAAGGAGGUGGAGGAGUGUGCCAACCUUUCGAGACUCCUCAAACACGAGAGGAAAAAUAUCUCCAUCUUCAAGCGGGAGCAGAAAGCGGCCACCACCUUGGGCAUCAUCGUGGGGGCCUUCACCGUGUGCUGGCUGCCGUUCUUCCUCCUCUCCACCGCCAGACCCUUCAUCUGCGGCACGGCCUGCAGCUGCAUCCCGCUGUGGGUGGAGAGGACCUUUCUGUGGCUGGGCUACGCCAACUCUCUCAUUAACCCUUUUAUAUAUGCCUUCUUCAACCGGGACCUGAGGACCACCUACCGCAGCCUGCUCCAGUGCCAGUACCGGAACAUCAACCGCAAGCUGUCGGCUGCAGGCAUGCACGAGGCCCUGAAGCUCGCCGAGAGGCCCGAGAGACCUGAGUUUGUGCUGUAAGACAAAAUUCUGACUACUGUAGGAAAAAAAGUCAUGAUUCAUGAUCAAAAGUGGAAUAAUGAAAACGAAAUCAACAAGGCAAGACAGAGGUGGAAACAGAACUCAACCAUUUGCUGAGGCCACGAAUGGAGUGCGGCUUGUCCUUUCCUGGGGUGGCUGAGACGUGACAAGCAGGGUGAUCUGUUGUACAAAGCAUGUUGUGAGAGAGAUGGUGACCUCUUGUCUUUUUCUGUGGAUCAGUGCUGUUGUGUGCCAAAGAGAAUAGUUUUCCGUUUAAGACAGCCAGAUCAGCUCAGCGGUAAGCACACAAACAGAACUGAGUCCCAGAAAAGAAACCGUUUCUGGUGCUUUGCGUGCGUCCAAGCCCCUACAAAUGGAAGAAAGUUCCAAUGCGCACUUCCCAUGCUUCCAAGUCUAGGCAUUGUGGUGAAUAUUCAGGAAUCGUUCAUGAGACAGAAUGUAUUUUGUGGCAGGACAGAAGGGUGUGUUUUUCCAAGCAAACUGUGGUAAGCGUAGCGUUGAAUGUGUUGCAUGUCCAUGUUAGAAAACAGAAUCCCGUCAUCAGCUAAUACAAAUGAUGUCCCAGAGCAGUGUCUGGUUCAAGCUUCUGUCAAAUAGUUUCGCUUUUUUGCAGGGUCCCUGUGACUUCCUCACCGAUGUACUUUUCUUUGUGAACUCUUGUAUUGUUAUGGUAUCACUCAGGAACAGAUCUCAGGAUGGAGAGAAUCAUCAAACCUGAAUAAAGCUUUUUCUUGUACUCACACUUCUUUUGAAGGGUUCUGAGAGGCGAGGAGGGGUUCCUUUGGUAGGCUUUGUACCUACCUGGAUGAAGAGCAGGGGCCGCCGAACUGUGCUGUCUACCAGCAUGGCUGUGGGCAUGAAACUUUGGGCGUAGAUAUCAGGUUGACACAACUGCGGUGGGCUCCUAAGCUGGGCAAUAACCAUGUGUUUUGGGGAGGAAGUGUGGGAAUAAGAAAGGUUUCCAUGGAAGGUUAUGAUGCUUUCAGACAUGGAGCAUCCACAUUGUUAAUUCUUGGGCAGCGUUGUAUUAAAGGGAACCGUGUGACUUGGAGGUUGCCUGGGCUGCUACUGGGAAACACUCAGAACACUAUUCUCUUCCUUUAGGAAGAAUUGUUUUCGUGUUCUCUGUAACCUAAAUCAAAUGUGUGCCUGGCCAGUUCUGUUCUUCUUCCCUCUCCCUCCCCAAAGUGGUAUGACAUUAAGGCAGGUAAGGAACCAGAAAAGGCCCUAUGCAGAUAUUUUUUUUUUUAAAAUGUACAAGUAAUAUGUAAUAAGACAGGAACAUGGUGGAUCGGAAGAUUACCUCCAAGGGGAGAAAGUGAACGCAAAGCUUCGUUGAUAAAAGAGAACUGACAGAGAAAACUAUUUCCUACAAGAAAGGUAGCUGUUCUCUUCCGAAGACUAUGGAAUUCCAAUGUGGAUUUUGGAUAUCUUCUGCUUCACUGAACAUUGCAUCUCACCAGACACAAGGAAGGGUCUGGAGGGGAGGUGGGCGCUGUCCUCUCAGACAAAGCUUGUACAGAUUCCUGAACCAUGGAUUUGCUAAAGUGACUGUAUAUACUUAUACUCAUAAUUUAAAUGAUUAAUUCUGGUCGGAUAAAUGUUGUUAAAUUUAAAAUGUUUUACUACUUACAUCAAAUAAGUUAUUGUAGCUGUAAUAAAGCAAAUUAAGUAACGA
Molecule: messenger RNA, 3313 nt
Organism: Lutra lutra (Eurasian river otter)
Lineage: Eukaryota; Metazoa; Chordata; Mammalia; Carnivora; Mustelidae
Gene: HTR7
Product: 5-hydroxytryptamine receptor 7
Exons: 3
Coding region: 307-1614 (435 amino acids)
Biological process (GO): smooth muscle contraction; G protein-coupled receptor signaling pathway, coupled to cyclic nucleotide second messenger; chemical synaptic transmission
Cellular component (GO): dendrite; plasma membrane
Molecular function (GO): neurotransmitter receptor activity; G protein-coupled serotonin receptor activity
Source: RefSeq, a predicted model, not a curated record